Auxenochlorella protothecoides is the source of this 813-nucleotide messenger RNA. Its product is annotated as Mitochondrial import inner membrane translocase subunit TIM44. Lineage: Eukaryota; Viridiplantae; Chlorophyta; Trebouxiophyceae; Chlorellales; Chlorellaceae. Gene Ontology annotation, molecular function: protein-folding chaperone binding. The record is from RefSeq and is a predicted model, not a curated record. Bases 1 to 813 code for a protein of 270 amino acids. Gene Ontology annotation, biological process: protein import into mitochondrial matrix. The transcript has 2 exons. Gene Ontology annotation, cellular component: mitochondrial inner membrane.
AUGGUGGCGGCCGUGUCGGCCGAGACCCCCUCCACCUCGGCCAUGCGCGGCGCGCCCAAGGGCGGCAGCCUGAAGACAGCAGAGACGACCGCCCUGGCCCACCACUCCGUGGCCGAGCCGGCGUGGCAGAAGCAGUGGCGCGAACUCCAGAACAAGCUGGGCUCGCACCCCCUCUUCUCCCGCCUGUCCUCCCACCUGGACCAGCAGGUGCUGACGCGCGGGCGCGACGUGGCGGGCUCGCUGCGCGAGCGGUGGGAAACCUCCGACUCCCCCCUGGUGCACCGCCUGCAGGACGCCGCGGACUCGUGGUCGCAGGAGUCGGAGGGCGCGGCGGCGCUGCGCGAGAUCCGCGCCCGCGACCCCGAUUUUGACAUGGUCCGCUUUCUCGCGCGCGUCAGGGCUGACGUCCCCGUCAUCAUCGGCGCCUACCUACGCGGCGAGGCUGACGUCAUCCGCGAGCACUGCUCGCCCGAGAUGGUGGAGCGGCUGACGGGGAUUAUGGCCGCCACCGCGCAGUCGGGGCAGGUGCCGGACCCCACGCUGCUGGACACCUCCGACGUGGAGCUGGUGGACCUGAAGCUGUCGGAGGAGGCGCCCUGCGUAGUGGUCCAGUUCACCUGCCAGCAGAUCAACUGCGCGCGCGACAGCCAUGGCAACGUUGUGGACGGCGCGCCGGACGAUGUGCACCGCGUCUACUAUUUUUGGGCGCUGCAGCAGGAGGCAGAGGGCUACAUGGGCACCGAUGGCACCUACCAGCCCCCGCGCUGGCAGCUGCGGGAGAUGAUGAUCCGGGGCAUGCACCACCUGCUGUGA